AUGGGAAGCAGCGCUUAUGCUUGUCCGGCCCACGGCCCGCAGUCCAUUACACCAUUCGCCGCGGCAGCUGCUGUAGCCGCCGCAGCCCGAGCAGACAGGGAGGGCAGGAGACAGAGUGGUGGGGCGGGGCGAGCGGCACGGCCGGAUUCAUUCCUGUGGGGCGCGGGGUAUGGAGGAGCUGUGCGACCGCAGGCGGUGAAGGGCGGCCCGGGCGGCGGCGGGGACAACGGUUUUCUUUUGAAGGGGGCGGCCCGAGACCGAGCGGCCAGCGGCGGCGAGGGGACUAGCCUUCGGGCAGGUAGUGACGGCGGCGGCGGCGGCCUGUCGGCUCCCAGGCCGCGGCCUGAGGCGCUCGCAGGAAGGCCCGGGCGGGAAGGAAGGGCUCCCUGGGAGCGGAAGGCGGGAGGCAGGAUGGAAGCCGUGGAGUUGUCGAGCGGUCGGGAGGGUUCGUGGUAG
Messenger RNA from Trichechus manatus latirostris (Florida manatee), 456 nucleotides. RefSeq names its product PE-PGRS family protein PE_PGRS33-like. Lineage: Eukaryota; Metazoa; Chordata; Mammalia; Sirenia; Trichechidae. The transcript has a single exon. The coding region runs from base 1 to 456 and encodes 151 amino acids. The record is from RefSeq and is a predicted model, not a curated record.